Caenorhabditis remanei is the source of this 3375-nucleotide messenger RNA. RefSeq lists its product as uncharacterized. Lineage: Eukaryota; Metazoa; Nematoda; Chromadorea; Rhabditida; Rhabditidae. The transcript has 7 exons. The record is from RefSeq and is a predicted model, not a curated record. Bases 1 to 3375 code for a protein of 1124 amino acids.
AUGGACAAUCCGGAGGGUGGAACAACCGACGCGAAUGAGCACGUGGUAGUAGCCGACAGCGAGAUCUUGAAGAAAGUGGUUGCGAACUCGUUGAAUGAAAACGCCGCUAAAGUUGUCGAUGAGCCAGAGGAAAACGGAAAUCCCCUUUCGCCGCCAAUGCAACUUUCUGAAGGAGAUUCUGGCGGAGACGUUAACGGAAAGAUGAUAGAGAGUGGCAAGUCGAUGAUUGCCGAAACGGAAGCAUCCGGAGAGAAAAUCGAUAAUAAUGGCUCUUCAUCUCCAGUCGGAUCGCCAGUUGAAGAAAUGCCGAUGGAAAAUGGAGUGGUGAAGGAUGAAACAUCGGAAACUGGAGAGGUUGGAGCUGAGAAUCUUGAAAAUGCUCCAAUUGAACAAGAUGAAGUCGAUGAAAACGUUAAUGACGAAGAUAACGGUGAUAUGGUUGAGCAGAGAGAAGAAGCUGAAGCUGUUGAGGGUUCCUCACCAAUACAUUACUAUGUUCCAAUGUCUCCAAUCAUCGAAGGUGCGGCCGGCGCUGACUUAUUCUAUGACGGCCCGGAGGUUAACUACCAUGAAGAGGAAAUUGACGACGACGACGAUAAUCUUCAGUACAAUCCAGAGAAUGUCAGUGAACCUUUUAUUGAAGAAGAACCAUCAGAAUAUCCCAUUGAAGGAGCUGCAAUGCCGGAUCAGCAAAUGGAGGAGGCAGAGAAUGGCAACGUUAUUCCUCGGAAAAAGAAGAGACCGCACAAGAUCGGAGGAAUACCGUUCAGAGUUGGUCCGCACACUCCAACUGCAUCACCACCGCUAUCUGCAUCACCACCACCAUCUCCACAAUAUGAUGAAUUAGACGCUGACUAUCGUUUUGCGUUGAAACUUCAAGAGGAGGAGGAUCGACUUGCUCAACACGCUCGCAGAUCCAACUGGUCUAAUCAAAGGUCCUCUAGCGAUACAUCUUCUCAAACUAUCCAAGCGCUCGAUGAGAAGUUUUUGAUGAUGGAUGAUGGUGGAGAAAAUCGCGCCCGCAACACAAAGGGCUACGACGAGUGUUACCGCCUCUUCAAUCAAUGCAUCGACGAGCGUAGUGAAGAAUUCGUUCCAACACCAUACAGUAUUGAAGGAUUCGAAGAUUCGGAUUACAUUAGCGGAUAUCGCGAGGUUCUCAACGGACACCCGUUCCCUUUACACAAACCAAUACCGCCAGUUCCACCGGGUUCUCCAAAAGGACCGGAGACGUCUCCAUUGAGUGCCAGAACUGAUUCGUAUCGUGUUGUCAGUAACCCGAUCCAGAUUCCACUUGAAGAACUAUCGGGUACCAGAUCUGGAAAUCUGAGCAACAGGAGAGAGCCAUUGGCUCGAGUUCCAAAUGUGACAAGACUUUUUGGAGAGCUCCCAACUGAACACAACAACAAUAGCUCUGGAAGUCGUAGCUCUGGGACCCAAGCACCACUACAAAUGGGACCGCUUGUCAACGAGGCAUGGAAAAAGCGUCGUCGUCUCAAUGAAAAUGACAAUGAUUUGGAGCAUGGGCCAACUUCUCGUCGGCGACUCGACUUUUCACAAGCUCAAAGUUGUCGAGACGAGGAAUUAGACUUCCAAAGAGCUGUGGAAGAGUCAAAAAGAGAAUACGAGCUCUCCAGAAACAAUCAGAGAUCAAGAAAUUCUGGUGAAGGCUCUUCAAAUAUGUACGGUGAGGGACCUUCUAGCAGUAACGGAGCAGGAUCAUCCAGAGAUUACGGAGAGGGACCGUCAACCCGUUUCGGAGAAGGAUCAUCAAGAGACUAUGGAGAAGGACCGUCAAACCGUUAUGGGGAAGGUUCAUCCAGAGAUUACGGAGAGGGUCCAUCCACCAGCUACGGUGCCGGAUCGUCUAGAGACUAUGGGGAAGGACCUUCCACGAGCUCCGGUCCGUCAAACAGUUAUGGAGGAGGAUCAUCUAGAGACUAUGGAGAAGGGCCGUCAACCAGCUAUGGCGCCGGAUCAUCAAGCAGCUACUAUAGAUCUGGACCAUCUGACAGCUAUGGAGCGGGCCCUUCUAACCGCUAUGACGAGGGACCAUCGACAUCCGACAGUUAUGGUGCGGGGCCAAGCUCAUCGAAUAACAACUUCCGUUUCCCGUUGCAACCGCUUCGCAUCCGCAAAGCAAAUCCCCACCGCCGGAAUGGAUUGACUGAAUCAACUCUUCCUUCAACAUCAUCUGGCCACUACAAUCCACUAUCGCCACUUUCUCCACUUCACAUCCCUCAAGAUUCUCACUUGUAUCGUCCAAACUCCAAUCAAGAAGAGGACGAUGUGUUCACAUUGGACACUAUCGCUGAUGUCGAUGAGCCGGAGAUCUCUUCCACCACGUUGUCCGUCUCGGAUCCUCGUCACCCAAUAAUUAAAUGGGAUGAUCCGGAAAAGAUGCCACCGCUUGAGACUAUUCCGGAAGAAGAGCUUAAUAAGAUGCCAGAGGACUAUAUCGAGGCAAUCAAGAUUGAGCAAAGCAUUGAAAGAGAGCCCGAAGAGCAAGAGGAGCCAAAGGAGAAUCAAGAAAAUGACGAAGAAGCUGAGAGGAUUAGAAUAAUGAUAAAUGACUAUCUUCUUAUCAUUCGCUCCUACAUUUGCCCAAGCUCUGUUGUCCCUAAUGUCGUCUUCAACACUCGCUUCGAAGUCUACAUUCGUUUCCCCUUCCUUCAACGCCCGCUCUACGUCCAAAACGUCCUCGCGGCUCUCUUAAUUCCGGAUAAUCGGGGUGACAUUCUUCCAAGAAUGCCCCAACACAUUCGUGACAUGACUGUAGAUCAAUUCUUCAAGUAUGCAGCCAACAUGGCAAUGGGUCUUCGACUCCAAGACAAAAGGUUCUCUCGUGUCAUCCCAGAUGCAGACCUCCAGGAGGCCGCUGAUGAAUAUUUGCGUUCAAUGGAGAUUAUCAUGUUGGAACUCUUCCCCGAGCAAAUGGUCUAUGAUGGAAUGCUGGGACGAGAUAUUUCGCGUAUCGAUCUCCGAAUGUACGAAAUGUACCGCGACCAAGUGAUUGAAGAGAAGAAGGAUCACGUCAUGAAAAAAUUGAUGCAGUCGCAGAGUAGACUGGUGGUCGAUUCUCACUCGGUGACCGACUGUCGUACAAUCAAUCGUACAAAUCAACAAAGAAGACUACAAUCUCCCGAGUUGCCAGAGCUCGGUGCCGCUUCCAUGGCAUCUCCACAACCUUACGAUGUAGACGAGGAGAGAUUUGUUCAAGGUGUCGUGAAUGAUUUGUUAAGCAAUCCACAAUUGGCCACUGUCGAGCAACAAGCGGCGGAAGAUGAGAGUAACCACAGAGUCAUUUUGGAGCUCAUGGAGAGCAUAUUGCUCAAUAUCGAUCAAUCUCAGGAGGCGACUGAAGAGUAUGAUUAG